This is a messenger RNA of Serendipita indica DSM 11827, 3966 nucleotides long. NCBI's taxonomy places the organism in Eukaryota, Fungi, Basidiomycota, Agaricomycetes, Sebacinales, Serendipitaceae. The record is from the annotation of a GenBank genome assembly.
AUGCACAACGGCGGCGACGAGCAAGACGCGCUCCGGCCAGCGCCAGCACGCUCGCAGCAUCACGGACAACAACAGCAUCAGCAGCAAUCCUCGUCUUCGCGCCGUCAACACGGCGGCGAGCCGCAUUUUGAUAUCAGACAGCACCCCGCUGCAAUCGCCUACGCCGCGUCACAUCCAAACCGCACGAUCCCAAAAUUUGGACCGUAUAUUCUUCUGCAGACGCUUGGAGAGGGCGAGUUUGGCAAGGUCAAGCUCGGGUUGCAUUCGCAGUGGGCUGAAGAAGUCGCCGUCAAGCUCAUCCGGCGCGGGAGCGUUGAAAAUGAGGUUCGGAUGCAAAAGAUUCGACGAGAAAUUCAGGUUCUCGAGACGACCCCCCAACCAAACGCCGCCCAGACGCUCAAACAUCCGAAUAUCGUAAGACUUUACGAAGUCAUUGAAACCGACAAGUACAUCGGCAUCAUCCUCGACUAUGCUUCUGGCGGAGAACUCUUCGACCACAUUCUCGCCCACCGGUACCUCAAAGAAAAGGAUGCGCGUAAACUAUUUGCCCAGCUCAUCUCCGCGGUAUGGUAUAUCCACCAAAAGAAGAUUGUCCACCGCGACCUCAAACUCGAAAACUUGUUGCUCGAUCGCAAUCGCAACAUCAUUGUCACCGACUUUGGGUUUGCGAACCGGUUUGAGCACAAGUCGGACGAUCUGAUGCAGACGAGCUGCGGUAGUCCGUGCUACGCCGCGCCGGAACUCGUGAUCAGCGAGGGCAUGUACGUGGGCUCUGCCGUCGACAUUUGGUCGUGUGGUGUUAUCCUCUAUGCCAUGCUGGCGGGCUAUCUGCCCUUCGACGAUGAUCCGGAAAACCCAGAGGGCGAUAACAUUCAGCAGCUCUAUCGGUACAUCCUCAACACUCCCCUGACCUUUCCCGACCACGUCUCCGCCGAAGCCAGGGAUCUCCUCCACAAAAUGCUGGUUCCCGAUCCAGCACAGCGCUCGACGCUCGCGGCAAUCAUGGAGCAUUCGUGGCUGCAACCAUACGCCCAUUUGUUCACACAGUCCAUCGAAGAAUCGGAGAAACUCUCCAAGGAAAUGCAAGACGCCAAGCGACACCAGUAUCGCAAGCAGAUGCGCGAGAGGGAAAGGGAGCAGGCCCGCCAGGCGCGUGCGCAGGCGCAACGCCGCGAACAUCAUCAGACGCAUGUCAUCGAGCCCUCGACAUCCUCCCGCGACGCCAGAGCUGCCGCAGACCGUUUGUACGAUCCCAGUGCGCCACCCGGUGGUUCUGGCGCAUACACGCAACAGGAUCGUACGGGACGAAGAGCCGUAGCGUCUGCGAUUGUAAUGCCCUCAUCGCCACCGGAAGAUGACCAUGUGCUUUCCAUGACCAGCGAGCCAUUCCCCGAGCCGAUCGUCUCCGCUGUUUCUCCCUCCAAUGCCGUCGUCGGAUCGCCCGUCGAGCUCGGACCGUCGCAGGCCGCGAGAGAUAGAAAGGCUUCGACAAAGUCUCACAGCUCGAAAAAGGGCCAGAGUUCAAGGUCUCCCACGGCGGAGAGCGGCAUCGGUGCCUCGCCGCAAAAGGCUGGAGGAUUUAGACAUACUAUUCAGCUCGAGUAUGAUGAUGGUGCAGAAGUACAACCAUCUCCGCCCACGCCACCAAGACCGUCCUCGAGGAGCCGCGCCGCUGCAGCGGCUGCUGAACUGCCGAGCGACAUGGCAAACCUCAAUCUCAAUGGUACCCAACCCGAAGGAGACUUUUACUUUGCGAACGCAGAAGCUUCCAAGCAGUCACCGACCAAGUCGCGAAGAAGCUCGACGGCGUCACGUCCGCCGGUACCCAUACCAGCCGUCCCUGCGAUUCCACCGUAUACGACUGGUCGUCGCGGAUCGAAUGCAUCUCCGGUUCUUGCGAGAAAUGCUGCCACCGAUCCCGGCCCGGGAUGGGAUCACGCCCAGCAAGACACAGGUGACAGCUCCGCGACAACGCCAAUGGAACAGCCUACUCCACCUCCGGAGCCUACAUCGGCAAAGAUCAAGUCGCGACCGAGUUCUUCCUCUGGUCGAAGGCAUGUUCGGGGAAUUUCCAUUGACCGGAUAGUUGGCUUUGGCAAGAUGAUUACUGGUGGUGGAAAAGACACGACAAACGCGACGACAGGAGACUCGAGCCCUGUGACGGGAAGCCCGACUGUCAGCAAAGGCUCUGGUCUCGGGAAGCGUUCGUCGUCGAGGUCAGGACGAAAGGGUGGAGAGGUCGCGCCGCCUCUGAACCAGCAAGAGGCACUGGAGUCCAAGUCGUCUGUGGGACCGCCAACGGAGACGACUGAAGGUAGUUCGACUACGGUUGCCGCUCCAGUACCCACGACGCCUGGUGAAACGCCCAGCAACGACGUCUCGAUGUCAGAGUCGACUUCUGGCUCUGUCAAGAGCAAGAGAAGAGGUGGCAAGGCGCUGAGUUUGAUGGUCGACCCGAUUGUCAAGAUGAAGGAUCGCUCAAAGAACCGUGCCUCGGUCACUGUUGGUGCCGAAAUGCCAUCCAAGGAGGAUAGAAAGGCCAAGAUCACUUCCACUCCUAUCAGCGCCCAACCUGAUGCCGAUACUGCGCCCACCCCGUUCCCAGAAAAGACGGAGAGUUCGACAAACGUAGACAAGCAUGGCACGACUGGCAAACAAGGGUGGCAUUUGCCACUCUUCCGCGAUGCGUCUGUGCGCGGGAGCCAGCGUGCGCAAACCCAACGAGCGCCAGCCGCUCCCGUCGUCCUCCCAAUUGUCUCUCCAACACAAGCAGAGCAGAUCGAUCCAUAUCAUGCCGGUGAAGCCCUCACUGGGAUGGCACCGACCGGAGCGACGACGAAGAGUCAGGGUGUCAUGGAUUGGUUCAGGAAGAAGAGUCUUGCCAAGGAGAGAAGACGAGCUGGUAGUGUCACUGAGCCUCCUUCCAUCAUGCCUACCGUCACUAGUGGACCUAUCAUGCCGACAAACGAUGCAGAGGCCGAGCGUGCUGCCGCGGUGGAGCGGGAUGCUACUGGAGAUAGGGCAAAGACACCUACGCAAUCCUCAGCGCAGGAAGAGGCAAAGACACCGACUCGAGGAUCGUUCCGCAAGGGCAAGAACCCACCUAGUGUCGUCGUCACCGCAGCGACAGACCCUGCACCGAGCAACGCGUCGCAAAAGGAGUCGGUCAAUUCUUCGUCAACGACGCCCAGUCGGAUGGACCGUGUUGUCGGGGCCAUCAAGAACGUGACGCAUGUUCCUCCUGCUGUCAAUGUACCUACCACGAGCAAGCGCUCUGGUGGCUCGUCUGGCGCUUCGUUCGGUGGCAGCUCUUCGGGUGGAGCAUCAUACAACAAGCUUGCUCUGCGCUUGCAUGAUGGUCCCGUGGAUCCAUCGACUCUUAGCACUGCGCCUCCGCAAGAGAUUAUCGCCCAGGUUCUUGAAGUCUUAAAGGCACUUGGAAUUGAGUACACGAAGGAGUCAGAGUUCAAGUAUCGAUGUGUGCGACCGAAGAAGAGGAAGCAUGGUGCACGUGAAGCGUCUGGCUCAGGCACUGGAAAUGGCACGACCGCCUCCACUUCCGGCAACGGGCUUGACAAGCGUGGCCUGCCACUCCCAACUUCGACCUUUGCCUCGACUGGAAAUAUGUUCAAGUACAUUAUGCGUCGUAGCUCUUCCCAAGCACCGCCCGCACCAAAUUUCGGCUCGAGCGCACCGAUAGCGUUUGACGAGGAUGCAUUAGACCUUGGCACGCCAACAGCCGAACCCACUUCUUACGAGGCGUCCUCUUCAACGGAGCCAAAGGUUGAGCCCAUCUACGGAGACAAGACGGACCAACACGACGAAGUCCGCUUCUCUGUUGAAGUCACCAAGAUUGAUCGACUGGACGAUUUAUUGAGUUUGGACAUUCGACGUCUCAAGGGCAACCUGAAGAGCUACAAGUUCUUGUACGACAUUAUCCGAGAGCGCUGCAACCUCCAACGAUAA